Molecule: messenger RNA, 633 nt
Organism: Schistosoma rodhaini
Lineage: Eukaryota; Metazoa; Platyhelminthes; Trematoda; Strigeidida; Schistosomatidae
Source: the annotation of a GenBank genome assembly
AUGUCUGAGUUUGAUCCAGUUUCUGACUUUCUUGCUCGUGAACAGGAAGCCCUUGGGGAUUUAGGUGAUGAUUUCAAGCUAAAUGAAGAUACCUCAACUUUCUCACUGAAUAAUUUAGAUACCGAGGUUCGCUCAGGUGAACCAGUCUCUGAUGCUAGUUAUGUAUUUCUUAAUGGACAAUCGACAAUGAAUGGCUCUCAUUUUGACCAUAAUUUGACUGAACCUGAUUGUAGAGCUAACAACUGUGUUCAUGAUUUCGAUACAAUUGUAUCAUCUGACAGUAAUGUUGGUGGGACCGAGUCUUGGCGGGAGGAGUUCGAAAAAAGAAUUAAAGCCAAAGAUACUGAAGAAGAAAAAAAAUGUGCUGAGUUGAUGGAAACAGGAAAAAAGGAGUUAAAUGAUUGGUACAAAAAUUAUCACCAGAAAUUAGAAACAAGAUCUCGUGAAUUGCGUGAGAAAAAACAUGAUUCAAAUGGUCAUUGCAUGAAUGGGGAUGGUAGUAAGCCAUCUGUGAAAGAUACAGCCGUUUGGGAGAGUAUUUGCAAUUUAUGUGAUUUUCAAUCCAAACAAAAAACUGCAAUUGAUACGUCAAGAAUGCGUGGUAUCUUACUCUCUCUUAAACCAAACAAUUAA